Messenger RNA from Jaculus jaculus (lesser Egyptian jerboa), 4230 nucleotides. It is a transcript of the gene Parp11, whose product is annotated as poly(ADP-ribose) polymerase family member 11. Bases 32 to 1051 code for a protein of 339 amino acids. Gene Ontology annotation, molecular function: NAD+ poly-ADP-ribosyltransferase activity. The transcript is spliced from 8 exons. The record is from RefSeq and is a predicted model, not a curated record. Lineage: Eukaryota; Metazoa; Chordata; Mammalia; Rodentia; Dipodidae.
CCCCCCAGGCUCUAGUGUCGAGCCCCCCGUCAUGUGGGAAGCGAAUCCGGAGAUGUUUCACAAAGAAGAGGAAUUCUUAUUCAAAAGGACAGACAUGGACACCUCAGACGACAUGGACACCUCAGAUACACAAUGGGGCUGGUUCUACCUGGCAGAAUGUGGGAAGUGGCACAUGUUCCAGCCGGAUCCCAACGUCCAGUGCUCAGUCAGCAGUGAGGAUAUCGAAAGGAGCUUCAGAACGAACCCGUGUGGCUCCGUUUGUUUUACGACUUCCAAAUUCAGCUACAAGAUAGACUUCACAGAGAUGAAGCAGAUGAACGUCACCACUGGAAAGCGGCGCCUCAUCAAAAGGGCUCCCUUCUCCAUCAGCGCCUUCAGUUACAUCUGUGAAAAUGAAGCCAUCCCCAUGCCGACACACUGGGAAAACGUGAACACUGAAGUCCCCUAUCAGCUUGUCUCUCUGCAGAACCAAACGCAUGAAUAUCACGAGGUUGCUAGUCUCUUUGGGAAAACAAUGGACCCCAACCGGAUCAAAAGAAUUCAGAGAAUCCAGAACUUAGACUUAUGGGAGUUCUUUUGCAGGAAAAAGGCUCAGCUCAAGAAAAAGAGGGGUGUCCCUCAGAUUAAUGAGCAAAUGCUAUUUCAUGGCACCAGCAGUGAAUUUGUGGAAGCGAUUUGCAUCCAUAAUUUUGACUGGAGGAUCAAUGGUAUCCAUGGUGCUAUCUUUGGAAAAGGAACCUAUUUUGCUAAAGACGCUGCUUACUCCAGUCGCUUCUGCAAAGAUGACCUGAAGCACGGGAGCACCUUCCAGAUUCACGGGGUCAGUUUGGCGCAGCGGCGUCUGCUCAGGAACUACAAGUCUAUGUUUCUUGCUCGAGUGCUCAUUGGAGACUACAUAAACGGAGACUCCAAAUACAUGCGCCCUCCCUCCAAAGACGGGAGCUAUGUGAACCUGUACGACAGCUGUGUGGAUGACACCUGGAAUCCGAAGAUCUUCGUGGUUUUUGAUGCUAACCAGAUCUACCCUGAGUACUUGAUAGACUUCCACUGACUCCACUCCCAGCGCCUGCUCAAAGCGUGCUCUUGUUCGCAGGAAGAUUGGCUCCUCUGACUUCUAGCCACUGAUAAUACACUUAUCUGAUACUUUUGAAACAGAUACGGAAAAUAAGUGGCCUCCAUAUAUAAAGACGUACUGACUAUCAGGUUGGUUUUUUGUUGUUUUGCCUUUGUCUGUUACUCAUAGUUUCGUUUGCUAAAGAUUGAUAGCCUUGUCUUGUUAACACACAGGAGUGAGAGAUACCAUUCAAAACGGAACCAGCUGAGUCUUGAUUACCAUGACCAUAUGGAGUCUUUCAAUGUUUACAGCUGCGUGUGAUCAGGAUAUGUGAUUUCAGUUCAGAGGGGCACAGAUCAAUAUUUCCUGUUAGAGGGGCUGAUACUCGACUUCUGGUACUGUCGGCUCCUAUGGUGUUGGCUUUGUUGGUCUUCCGAGGGGCACUGGAAACCCUGAGAGAAUCCGGGCUCUUUGACAGCAGCAGGAAACUAGAGCAUCCUUGCUGUGCCGCCAAGCAAGCCGGAGUGAAGUCGGCCCAGAGCCCGCCUCCCGUUGCCCUGGGUGCAGGCUGCGGCCUCGGCGAUGACUGUCUGCAGCCCGCGCCUGAGCGGCCGCGCUCCCCCGUGCCUGCGCCCAGACUCGCUCUUCAUUACACCCUUCAUGCGUGGCGUUUAUUUAUCGUUCAAAGCAUUUACUUUCCCUUUGUUAUAGAAGGUCCUCCAGUGAUCACAUCUAAGAUGUUUUACCUGUUCUCCCGCCCAAGCUACUCAACAGUGAUUCCUAAAAUCCAUGCCAUAGUGUUGCCUCUCCGUUUUCAGUGAUGGGAAGGGUAUGAGAGAGAUGUCAAGGGAGGAACAAAUCUGGCCUGCCGCGCCCUUCACCAGCUACAUACGGUUCAGAAUCAUGCUCAGUGGAAAUUUGCCUGUUCCCACUGCUCGAAGUGGAAGCAAAGCGAUGCUGCCGCAGCUGCCUUUUCUAACUCUGGACACUGUCUCGGUGAGCCUCACUGCGUUUUGCUGGAGAGCUGGUGAACACCGAUCAGUUUCCAGUCAGCGUGUGCCAUGUUGUCCUUUUGAGUGUUUGAGCAGAGGCGUCAUCUGAACUAGAACAUGUAGAGUAGAGAGGAGAAUCGGGGUGGCAAGGCCCUAAGUUCCAUUCACCACGAGAUUUCCAGUGUGGCCCAGGAUGAGUGCCGUUAUCCGGGAGGGAAGUGGGCAGCACACGGCAAAUUUUUGCACACGUGAUGCUGCUGCACAGAUCCACUGCUGGCUGCAGAUGCUGGCUAUGAUUCUUUAGAAAUGAAUAGCACAUUUUAAAAAGUGCAGAGGUCAUUGUAGCUGUCACUGGAGGCAGCAUGACAGCUGCCUUGAAGAGCCCACAAUAGCUCAAGAGCAGAACAUGCACAAAUAUGCACACCAGACACAUCCACGCACAACAGACCACAAGUUCACACUCACACAGUCACUUUUUUUCUGUUUGUUACUUGCAUACAAUAAUAUUGAAAUUGUUUCUCUUUCAGCAUGGGUUUACACGCAUCCUUCUCUCAGCUCUUGAGUGGUAUAACUGUUAACAUCCCCCCAUUUCAUACACCCCUCUAACAGCCCUUGAGUGGAAUAACUGUAAAACAUCCCCCCAUUUCAUACACACCCCUCUAACAGCACUUGAGUGGAAUAACUGUAAAACAUCCCCCCAUUUCAUACACACCCCUCUAACAGCACUUGAGUGGAAUAACUGUAAAACAUCCCCCCAUUUCAUACACACCCCUCUAACAGCUCUUGAGUGGAAUAACUGUAAAACAUCCCCCCAUUUCAUACACCCCUCUAGCAGCACUUGAGUGGAAUAACUGUCCAACUUCCCCCCAUUUCAUACACACCCCUCUCUCAGCCCUUGAGUGGAAUAACUCCCCCAAAUCCCUCAUUUCCUACACACCCCCUCUCAGCCCUUGAGUGGAAUUACUGUCCAACAUCCCUCCAUUUCAUACACACCCCUCUCUCAUCACUUGGGUGGAAUAACUGUCCAACAUCACCCCAUUUCAUACACACCCCUCUCUCAACACUUGAGUGGAAUAACUGUUCAACAUCUCCCCAUUACAUACAAACCCCUCUCUCAGCACUUGAGUGGAAUAACUGUCCAACAUCCCCCAUUUCAUAAACACCCCUUUCUCAGCCCUUGAGUGGAAUAACUGUUCAACAUUGUCCCAUUUCAUGCACACCCCUCUGUCAGCCCUUGAGAGAAAUAACUGUCCAAAACCCCCCUUUUUAUACACAUCCCUCUCUCAGCCCUGGAGUGGAAUAACUGUCCAACUUCCCCCCAUUUCAUACACACCCCUCUCUCAGCCCUUCAGUGGAAUAACUGUUCAACAUCCCAUUUCAUACAACCCCUUUCUCAGCAUUUGAGUUUAAUAACUGUCCAACAUCCCCCAUUUCAUACACACCCCCCUCUCAGCCCUUGAGUGGAAUAACUGUCCAACAUCCCCCAUUUCAUACACACCCCUCUCAGCACUGGAGAGGGAGAAGUUUUGUGGUAGUAUUGAAUAGUUAGUUUCUUUCGCCCACGUGUACAUCAGUGUCAAGAUCAUCGAGAGCACACGUGGGUAUUUGUAUUUUCAGGGCAGUCUAUGCAAAUCUGAGCCUCUGCCUUGUUCAUAUGAGGAAGGCUGGACCCAGAUGCAGUGGCCACUCACUCAGUAGAGAAAGCACUGCACUUCCCGUAGAAUGCAUGACCAGCCCUCAUUUGUAAGAAAGAAAUGACUUGAUAUGUGUCUUAACAUACGAUCGUCUAAAGUUCUCUGAAGCUGAGGUGGUAUCUCUCUAUUUGGCCAGUAAGGGAAACCAACAUUGUAUGAUCAAUGUAUAGCAAAAGUGCAUCAUUUCCUCUGAUAAUCACGUAGACCAGGAGGGGAAAGUGAGGAGGAGCCAUUACAGAGUAAUGAGAGUGAUUGGAAAACUGCGUUGAAUAAAUUCCAGUUAGUAGCGACUUUGCACUUUGGUGAAACCGUGUUUAUGAGUGUGUUUAUGAACACAGUGUCAUAAAUCUUCUCCUUGUGAACAGGAAGGUGUGACAUCGUGGGUCCUUUCAUUUCUAGACUGUGACGGUGGUGGUGAAGAAUGUGGAGCCACGGUUAAUAUUUGAGUGUAUUGUUUGUACAUCUGUCGAUUAAAGGUUUCCAUAGCAGA